Molecule: messenger RNA, 1544 nt
Organism: Agrilus planipennis (emerald ash borer)
Lineage: Eukaryota; Metazoa; Arthropoda; Insecta; Coleoptera; Buprestidae
Product: diphthine methyltransferase
Exons: 5
Coding region: 111-1385 (424 amino acids)
Molecular function (GO): protein binding
Source: RefSeq, a predicted model, not a curated record
AACCACAUCCCUUCUUUCAAAAUUCUAACCUAAAUUUUUUGAGUACUAACCUAAAGUUUUAGUAAAAUGUAAAACUAAAUUAUUAAAAACUUUUAUAAAGUAUCAUAAAAAUGUGUAAACGUUUGCAAAGUGAAGAAAUAGAAGAAGUAGUUUCAAUAGUUUCCAGACCGUCUGACGAAGAAAUUGCUUUACCAUGUCCAGUAAACUAUGAAGAUAAAAUAAACAUAAAACUUACCCCUUUCAGCAAAAAGGAGUCAAAUUUAAUUACAACACUCCCUCCUGCAACCAAGAUUUACACCCUGUUUACCGAAGAUACGACUUACAAUGCAGAUUCAGUUGAAUGGUGUCCCCAUGCACCCUACCAGCAUUUAUUUGUCUGUGCUAAUUAUUAUUUAUACAAAGGCGAAAAUAGUAAAGAAUCACAUGAAAGACUUGGAAGGAUAAUCUUAUACUCUAUGAGCCCUGAGAAAGGGUUGAGCAUUCUACAAAAAAUUGAUACAGCUGGUAUUCUUGAUCAAAAGUGGUGUCACAUAAAGAUUAGAGAUACUAUACUACUUGGGGUUACCACUGCUGGUGGAGCUUUAAAUAUUUAUAGGCUACAAGAAGAAGACUUACAGUUAGAAUUAGUCUUUUCUCAUGAAAUUUCUCCUGAGAAGGGGCAAGAUUGUCUGCUUUUGUCAUUAGACUGGUCAACUGGGAAAAUAAACUCAAAUGAACCUUAUAUUAUUUGUAGUGAUUCAUUAGGACAAGUACACAGGUUCAAAUUACUUAAAAACCAACUGACAUUAGCAAGAACUUGGAAAGCACAUGAGUUUGAAGCAUGGAUAGCUGCAUUUUAUUACUGGGAAUGUAAUGUGUUUUUCACAGGCGGAGAUGAUUCUGUGCUGCUUAUGUUUGAUGAACGAAUGGGGAUGACGCCAGUGGCGAAAAAUAAGCGACAUGGGGCAGGUGUGACUUGUAUCCAUUCUAAUUCAGAAAAAGAAUAUACAAUUGCAACAGGAAGUUACGAUUCCUAUCUGCGAUUAUGGGACAUUCGAAAUAUGAAAUGCCCCAAAGGGGAGGUAGAGAUGCCGGGGACCCUAUGGCGUGUGAAAUGGGACCCUUUUACGAAAGACCUGUUGCUCGUAGCCUGUAUGGUGGGGGGCGUACACGUAGUUAACACGAUAGACGACGAUUUUAAAAUAGUCGAAAGCUAUUAUGAACAUAAAAGUAUUGCUUAUGGAGCUGACUGGUGUUAUUUACCAGAAGAAGAGGUCAAGCAAUAUCCAUAUGCAGGGAACAGAAUUAUUGCCUCCUGCUCAUUCUACGACAAUUUGCUGUGUGUGUCGAGAGCUUGUUUGUGUCCAUAUUGUUUCUGUUACGCGAAUUGUAUGCAUGCAAAAUAAUAUGUAACACAUACAUACUAAACAACAAAAGGGAACAUUUCAACAUAAUAAAAUUAAACUAUCAACGUGCUGUGAUGCUGUAACUAGAUAAUAAAAUAAAUAUUGCAAAGACCAUAGGACGUUUAUAUAAAAACUAUAAAAUUUUCUACUUUUGUUUGU